Messenger RNA from Galleria mellonella (greater wax moth), 1950 nucleotides. Its product is annotated as zinc finger protein 501-like. The record is from RefSeq and is a predicted model, not a curated record. Gene Ontology annotation, biological process: regulation of transcription by RNA polymerase II. Gene Ontology annotation, molecular function: DNA-binding transcription factor activity; RNA polymerase II cis-regulatory region sequence-specific DNA binding. The transcript has 2 exons. The coding region runs from base 239 to 1765 and encodes 508 amino acids. NCBI's taxonomy places the organism in Eukaryota, Metazoa, Arthropoda, Insecta, Lepidoptera, Pyralidae.
CUGUAGGGUAGAUACAAGCCCCUUGUCAAAUCACUAACGUACACAUAUCUGUACAAGAGUUUCCUACCUGUCCUUAGACCAAAGAUUUCGGCUUUAGACAUAGUAGCUUCUAUAAUCUUACUACUACACUGCUGACUUGUUCGACAUAUUGUACUGUUUAUUCCUUGUGCAUUUUGUGUGUACUUUAUUUCUCCGACUCGAUAAUAACAAAGUGUCCACAGUGCAUAGCAGAUCAAACAUGGCCACGAACAAUACACAAGGUGAGAAUUUGCAUGUCUCCGACAACACCACACAGCAGAUGAUUCCACACCAUGAAGAGUGUCCAGACUGCUGCACAGUUAUGAAUACCACACAGGAACCGUUGAUUGAACAAGAUGAUGUUCGGUAUGGUAUAGACGGAGCGGGAGUUGUGAACACUGUGACUGAAGAAUUGGAAGUUAAUCAAAUAAUAUGCUCUGAUGAAACAAAUGAGCUCUUGAAUCUAUAUGAGGAUUAUGUAAGGGAGAAACAGUCGACUAUAGAACCCACAGUUGUACAAGGAGUGACCACCUUUGGAAGGACUGUACAUUUAAUACCUGAUUCUGAACGAGUUCCGUAUAAUGAAGAUGAGGAGCGUAACGUCUUUAAAUCUGAGCUCCAGAGGAGAAGAAUAUCAUGUGAUACAGUUUAUUCAUGUGAGGUAUGCAGUGAGACAUUCAACUCCUACAAUACACUGGAAUGCCAUAUGUCAGUCCAUAAUGAACAGGAAAUAUAUUCGUCUAAUGUAAAGUCAUACACUUGUGAUGUAUGUAAUAAAUGUUUUAACCAAAAAUCAAUAUUGAACCGGCAUUUGUCAAUACAUACUAGUAAAAAGCCAUAUAGUUGUUAUGUAUGUAAUAAAUGUUUUAAAAGAAAAUCAACAUUGCAAGAGCAUUUGUCAAUACAUACUGGUGAGAAGCCAUAUAGUUGUGACGUAUGUCAUAAAUAUUUUAACAAAAAAUCAACAUUACAACGGCAUGUGAUUAUACAUACUGGUGAUAAGCCAUAUAGUUGUGAUGUAUGUAGUAAAUGUUUUAAUAGGAAAUCAACAUUGCAACAGCAUAUGUUCAUACAUAAAGGUGACAAGCCAUAUAGUUGUGACGUAUGUAAUAAAUGUUUUAACAUAAAAUCAUCAUUGCAACGGCAUUUGAUUAUACAUAGUGGUUUGCAAUAUAGUUGUGAUGUAUGUAAUAAAUGUUUUAACAAAAAAUCAUUAUUCCAAUGGCAUUUGAUGAUACACACUGGUGAGAAGCCAUAUAGUUGUGAUGUAUGUAAUAAAUGUUUUAGGCAAAAAUCAAAUUUAGCAAAACAUUUGUUAAUACAUACUAGUGAGAAGCCAUAUAGUUGUGACGUAUGUAAUAAAUGUUUUAGACAGAAAGCAAAGUUAGAACAACAUUUGCUGUUACAUACUGGUGAGAAGCCAUAUAAUUGUGAUGUAUGUAAUAAGUAUUUUAGACAUAAAGCAAAUUUAACACAACAUUUGUUGAUACAUACUGGUGAUAAGCCAUAUAGUUGUGAUAUAUGUAACAAAUGUUUUAGACAGAAAGCAAAUUUAGCACAACAUUUGCUAAUACAUACUGGUGACAAGCCAUAUAUUUGUGACGUAUGUAAUAAAUGUUUUAGACAGAAAGCAAAGUUAGCACAACAUUUUUUGAUACAUACUGGUGAUAAACCACAUAGGUGUGAUGUAUGUAAUAAAUGUUUUACCAGUAAAUCAGCAUUGAAACGGCAUUUGUUAAAACAUUGAUGACAAGCCGUAUUAAAUGUAUAAUACAUGUAAAUGUAUAUGUAAGUAUUUAUAAAACAAUGAUAAAGUUCGGAGAUACAAACAGCAAUAAUUAUAAUAAUUUAUUUGUUCAAAUAUGGGUGUUACAGAUGGUACAUUAUUAGAUUUUAUUAAAAUCUUCUUUUGUGAAUAUACUUUUAAUAUAA